CUGAGCAACACAUCUGUCCGUCAGAGGGAGUCGAGUAUCGGCACUUCUGAAACGCGGGACGCCUCGAAUCAGUUUGUGUUGAGAGCUGCACGAGUUCGCCUCGUUUUGAUGUUUGACGUCCACUUAUCAAACAUCGGAUUAAAUGCUCUUCUGGAUAACUUUCGAGAACAUAUAGAAAAUUCUAGACAAGAACCCAUCUCAGCAGCUCCACAGGUCCACAAUUUGCGCUUGUGAAAGGAAAAAUGUUGUGGAAAUUAGCAGAUAACGUGAAAUAUGAAGAUGACUGCGAGCAGGAAAGACAUGACGUUAGCAGUAAUGGAAGCUCCAGGUUACCACACAUUCCCGCGGUGAGCCAGCACCUUUACAGCCCGCCACCGUCACUCUCGCAUUCUGCCAGCUCGGACUUCCAACCACCGUACUUCCCUCCCCCUUACCAGCCCCUAUCAUACGCUCAAUCCAGUGACCCGUACUCUCACCUGGGUGACCCGUUUAAUAUCAACUCAAUACACCAAUCUACAGCAUCUAACCAGCAGCAGUCAUGGCCCGGACGGCAAGGACAAGAAGCAAUUGGGACCCACGGCCGCAGUGGACUCGCCAGCCCAAUUCUGGGCCUGGAAGGGGGCUCGUCUGGGAUGCGUCGGGACGGCUUUAGGAGACCAGAGCUACUGCCACCGCACAUGCACGGCAUUGAUUCGCUAGGCGAUCACAUUGGAUUGCACGAGUUAGGCCACGGAUUGGACGACGUUCAGCACGAAGGUGAUCACAGUAUUGUAAUUCCUGAUCAUACUGUCAUCAAAAAAGUGUCCCUGCCGAAGGGAAAUGCAUUUGGAAUUCCCUUCCAGAAGGAGCCUCUUCUGGGAAUGGUGUCGAACCCCACAGAGGUGUUCUGUUCAGUGCCGGGUCGUCUCUCUCUUCUGAGUUCCACUUCAAAGUACAAAGUGACGGUAGCAGAAGUCCAGAGACGCUUGUCUCCACCGGAGUGUUUAAACGCCUCCCUGCUUGGUGGGGUAUUACGCAGGGCAAAGUCGAAGAACGGUGGACGAUCGCUGAGGGAAAAACUGGAUAAAAUUGGACUAAACCUGCCGGCGGGUCGCAGAAAGGCUGCUAACGUCACCUUACUAACAGCCCUGGUUGAAGGUGAGGCCGUACACCUGGCAAGAGAUUUUGGGUAUGUCUGCGAGACUGAGUUUCCCGCAAAAGCCAUCGCGGAGUACCUCGGUCGACCACACAUGGAACGCAAUGAGAUCAACUCUCGUAAAACCAUGCUCCUGGCAGCCAAGCAAAUCUGUAAGGAGUUUACCGACUUGCUGACUCAGGAUCGAUCACCAUUGGGAAACUCUCGGCCGGCUCCCAUUCUCGAACCAGGGAUCCAAAGCUGCCUGACUCACUUCAGUCUCAUCACCCACGGUUUCGGCUCUCCAGCUAUCUGUGCGGCAAUGACCUCGCUGCAGAACUACCUCAACGAGGCGCUGAAGCAGGUGGAUAAAAUGUAUGUGAGUUCGACCGGAGAUUCCUCACAGACGUCUUCCGAUGGCACCAACAAAGUAGACAAGAUGGACAAACACAGAAAGUGAGACUUGUUGAGUCGAGGUUGAACUGGAUUGGACCUUUCAAACAUUUUAACCAGAUCUGAUUCCUUGUUAUCUUAGUUGUCGAUUCUGUUUCCGUUUUGCUUUAUGAACAUCAAGGUUAAGCUUAAACUUAAACUUGAUGCCCUCUUUCCACGUCUUCCAGCACUUUCUCCUCCAAAAAGACGAAUACACAUUUCAAUACUUAGCCUUCAUGAGAGGCUUACGACGAAGUUCUUUAUUGAGUGAUUGCUGUGGGGCUGCAGCAUGAGCAAUGUUUCAGAUGAGCUUCAGGAAGUUGGCUCUCUGAGGAGAACCGCAAAGAGGAAGUUGUUGAGUUUCCCAAAGUCACCAUUUCAAGAGUUUAUGUGGAUUUUAAUGAUGUUUUUACUCACUACCGAAUUGGGAGGAGGAAAUCUCAUUUCUCCGUGUCCUCCUCCUUGGUGCUGACCUCAUAUCGGACUUACCAGGGAUGUGAUUAUGUUUGAGACAUUAUAAGUUGUUCUACGCUUGACUUCAUUGGACUCAGUGUUAUUGUUAUUGUUUGUGGGAGAGUUGUUGAGUGCGUGUUUUGUGUGCAUGGAUGUAUGAUUACCAUUUUACACAACCUUAACCCAUUUGGAUCAAGUAGAUCAGUGACGCAUCCAGGAAAUGUCAUUUAGUUUAGCGUUUCCUUCGAGUUUGGCCUAAAAAGUUCAGAAAUGAUAUCAAUUAAGAAGUGUUGUUACAAUGAUUAAGUUAAUGUGGUCAUAUAAAAUAUCAUAUGAUUGGGUUUGCGUGCAUGUGCAUUUUUGUAUGAGAGUACAACCCUGUUUGUGUGUAUCGUCUUUCCAUGCAUUUAAGUCAGACUAGAAGUUAGGCUAAAUAUUCCAAUCGUCUUUCCACAAAUGUAAAUAUUUUCUAAUUUAUGUUGUAAUUUAAUGGGAUUUGUAAAUAUCGGUGCAACUAUGGUGUCUGGUUUAACUUUUUAAAAAGAUGUGUUAUGCUUUUAUAAAGGGGUUCGUUUUUAUCACUUAGUGGUUAGGCUAUGGGAAUGAUUUUCUAUAUAGAUACAGUAUGUGUAAUAUUGGUUUGAAGCUGUAGGAGAAGAAAGAAAUAAAAACACAACUCUCUUUAUUUGCAUCAGCCAAGACUCCCCAUUUAUGGCAUUUAUGAGUUGUACACUUCACUACACGCGUACCCUACUAAUGAGGCAUGUCGAACAUGGCCAAUUCAUGUGUACAAAGAUUUCUUUUCACAAUAAAUGACAGCAGUGCUCACUCUAAA
This is a messenger RNA of Myxocyprinus asiaticus (Chinese sucker), 2834 nucleotides long. Its product is annotated as transcription factor AP-2 gamma-like. NCBI's taxonomy places the organism in Eukaryota, Metazoa, Chordata, Actinopteri, Cypriniformes, Catostomidae. Gene Ontology annotation, molecular function: DNA-binding transcription factor activity, RNA polymerase II-specific; RNA polymerase II transcription regulatory region sequence-specific DNA binding. Gene Ontology annotation, cellular component: nucleus. The transcript is spliced from 7 exons. Gene Ontology annotation, biological process: regulation of transcription by RNA polymerase II; regulation of cell population proliferation; anatomical structure development. The coding region runs from base 243 to 1574 and encodes 443 amino acids. The record is from RefSeq and is a predicted model, not a curated record.